UCCGUCAUUCCGAUCAAUAUGAAUUUUGUAAUUUUUACUCAUUUUUUGGUAUAAAAUUGGAGUUUCCCGGGAUCAUCAAUGCAUAUACUGUAAUUGUACGCAAGCAUUUUUUAUUCCAUGCAUUCAAUAUUAUACGACGAAAGGUUCGUAUUACGAAAAUGGUAAUUCUGUCGGUAAUACAGACCUGCUACGGGAUCCUCUUAAUUGCGUUUCGGUGACGUUCCGUCGCACGCUUCCGCGCCACAUUUCGAAUUCAAUCGCGCCUCGCCAUAUUGGCCGCCCGCGCGCGGACCACGUGACCAGCGCCACCGGAGAUGCCGCCAAAACGCACGAAAGUCGUCUGCUGUGCCGAGGCCGCGUGGACGGCCCGACGGCGCGUCUCCUCCCUCGCUGUCUCGGGAUCGCUUAAAUGCAGUUUACGCGUCAGCGACGACGAUUGAGACGCGAAUUUGCCAGCCGCUGCAACUACCAUCGCAAGUACGAGCGCGACAAGCUUAUUAUUCAUCAACGUGUAUGGCUACUUCAAUGCAAUGUGCAUACAAUUUUCAGGACAAACUUGCUGACGCGCCAACGAUUCGGCAGGAAUUUCACCGAUGGAUCUCGACGCUGCCUUCGACUGCAGCGGCAGGGUGAACGUCAACGACUGGCAGCUGAGCAGGGACGGGCUGUUCCGUCGCAGGGAGGUGGACAAUGCGCUCUUCCCGCAGACCGACUACCCCUUCUCCCAUGUGGAAGUCAAGCUGUUCGACUGCGCCAUGCCCGGUGCGGUUGCCGUGAUGAAUCUCGGGCAUCUGAUCAAUUGCAUGGAGAUGCAGCUGAAAAUACUGAACAGGCAGGAGAGACCAGUCGCGAUGUCCGGAUUGUGCAGCAACGAUAGUGUCGAUUACUUUGCUCCGCGGAGGAUGAUUUGCGAAUUUAUUAUAUACUUCCGUGCGUACAUGAACAGCAUAAAGUGGGAUCUUGGCGCGCUGGAAGUAGUGAUGCCCGAAAUCGGCAAAGAUGUGGAUACUCUGUUCGACUGUGUCAAGCACUUCCUCAGUACGCUACACAGCAUCCCGGAUUCGACCCUGCAUUACGCUGCUUCUAACAUAGGCAACAAGUGUAACCAGCCAGAGUUUCACCUGUACCACAUGCAUAUAGAGUUACGGUGGUACCUCGUCACGUUAAUGCAUUCGAGAACCACAGGGUACCACCAGUAUCACACGCAGCUGGAGGAGUUUGAACACACCACCGAAGUGGCCGUCAACGAUCUCCUGUAUUCUGCCUUGAAAAUAUUUGAAAGGCUGGCCUUAAGUUGGACCGUGGAUCUCGCGCAGAAAACGCCGUACUUCUGCACGUGCACGCGAGAAUUGUGGCUCAUGUUUCAAAUACUUGUCGACAGCUUAGGAGAGAGGAAGAAAACUAAGAUGUUUUGGGACCUCGUAAAUAGUUGUAUCGAUAGAGUGCUGAAUAAGAAUCAGUCCGAGACGAUAUUCUGGUACAAAAGCGUUGACUCCUCGCUGCCAGAUUGUAAGAAUCCCGAAUUGUUUUGCAUCUGGAUAAUCUACCAUCUGUCUCUCUUGUACGGAUACAGUGACGAUGGCGUAUACCUGCAGUCUAAUUGUCCAAGGAUUAGAUCGAACUGCGGGCAGAUUGAGAAGGUUCUGAAGACGUACGUGUGUAAAGGUGGAAAGGACGGUGAGAGGGAUGAGCUUGAUGUAGAGCUCAAGAUUAUAAUACCGUUGUUGCACGAUCUUAUUAUUAAUUGGUGGCAACCGCGUGUGCCAAUUAUAUCCUUUCUCUGGGACUGUUUUCACAAAAGAUUGGAUCAGCCAUUCCUGUCGCAGACUUCUGGGCCUUGGGCGCUGUCCUUCGAAAAUCCGAAUAUCUGUAGAAAGACAGCUGCGGAUAUUCUGAAGCAAAUUAAUGACAGAAUUUAUGGCAAGUUCGAACAUUCCAAGGAGUCCAGCUAUGGCAUGCUUUUGCAUCUGAUAGGUACGUUUUUAAACAAGUACGGCACGUUAGAUCCGAAAUAUUGGAAUCAAAUUAAGGGGCGUGUGUAUACAAAAUUCUCAAAGAACAAAGUCGCAGAGUUCUCCGAGAGUGGCCUCUACAACUUCAUAUCUUUGUUUAUCACUUUAGCUAUUACCGCGGAUAUUACGAACGUGUGUACAACAAUGCUAGAUCUCUUACCAUCUACGCAUGAAUUGAAUCACGAAUAUAACAAAAAGUGCAAUCUAAUCUGGAAAGGAAAACUAACGUGUCUUCUACUGUUCAAUGAAAGAAGAUUGUCUCUUGGCUCCAUAGUUGGACAUUUUAAAGAUACGAUCAACUUGAUAAGUUGUCGUAAAGAUGAAACAUCUCGCUCCAUGAUGACCAGUUUCGUUGAUGUAUUGAACACAAUUUUAUCUGGCAAUGAGAAAAUGGAUUUAGAAGAAUUCAAUUUCAUCGGUGGUUGGAUCGAUCGUUACCUUUUGGAGUGCCCAAAGAACAGAAUUGCAUUUUUAUUGGAAAUGCUCGCAAAUGUUUUCGAGAAAUGUAUCGUCCAGCAAGCCUCCUGUAACAAUUCGGAUGGCGCCAAGAAAAUGUUAGACGCACUGUGGUGCUAUGUCGCGUCCAGAGUUCGCCAACUCGUCUUCGAUCCUGUACUCAGCGGUGAUAAUUAUAAGAGUAUUUCCAAAUUAGCCGUCAUAUUUACUUUAGAAGCAGUCAGAGAACCAGCUACCGCUAAGAAGUACAAGCACUCGGCUAUAUCUUUAUUUCAGCAUUUUGCAGCGUCAAUAUUUGUGAAAGAUAUAAGAAUUACCCAGUAUUAUUUAACAGCGAUUCUCGAGAACGAGCAAGCUGUCCAAAACUUGAAAAAGGAAAUUCCAAAUUUCGAUACUACUGUCAUCCAAGCUUGGAUAAAAUGUUCCAUUAUUAGUUACGAUGUAAAGAAGGAAGACGUAAAGAUUCUGCAAGAUUACAUUGUCAAUCUCAGUGAGAUCAAAGAGAUAUUCGUGUCGGAGUGUGAUAUCUAUGACUUCAAGAACGGUAAAGAACCAAUCUUGACAUUUAUAAUGUCGUUCAUGAAGAAGCAAAAUACUUUGAAGUCCGAGCAAGAAAAGCUCCAGUACAAUGCAAAGUGCAAGUUGUAUUUCAAAAAUAUCGAGAAGUGGGUCAUGAUACCUAUAACGGAGGAAACAAAAGAUUCGAAGCUCGCAUUCUGGAUCUAUACAUGCCUAGGCACAUUGAUACUCUGCAUUUCCCCGACGCUAUACACUAAAAAUCAACCGAACGAUAUGUUAAGAACGCUCAUCAACAAAAUUAUGUUGGUAUCCGAGAACUCUACGCAGACGUACAUAAGGCAGUUGGGAAAGAGCAUAUUCUCAAUGGUGAUACUCGGUCUGGAGAAACUGAACGUCAAAAGCGACAUAUUGUUGCAAGCGAUGGUCAGAGAUCUCUUCGGUCAGUACCUGCCGAUUCUGAUAAUCGAAGUAAACGGCGGUUACAGCUUUGAGGUUUCCGAUGCGUUGCUAAAAUGCUUCAAGGAAGGAAACGGCGAAUUUCUGCGUUUGAUUUUCGAAACGCUGAUGUCGAACUUUUAUAACAUAUCAUCCGACAACGUCAUGCACAAACAUUCCAACUUGAUAACUUGGCUUAUAAAAACGUUACUUAAAGAAGGAAGAAAGUAUCCCAAAUGUAUUACGGAAAACAUUGUUCAAAUUUGUUCCCCGAGCAUCUUCGGAUGCUACAUAAAGGUACAUGAUCAUCAUCCGCAUAAGCUGCACACAGUUGACUUUAUCAGCGACGUAAUUAAAAGUCCUUACUAUGAGGAAGAUAAAUUCAUCAGGGAAAAAUUCCAAGCCGCUGUUUCUGCUGCAGUGCAAAAAUAUUUGACGACAAAUACGCAAUUUACAUUUGAGUUUAUACGAGCUGUCUUGUCGAUAAAGAAAAGCAUUAUAAUCAAUAUAUUUCCGCAAAUUGAUGCCAUCAUACUUUAUGCCGAACAAUAUCACCGACCCAAUGCGGCAUCUUUAAGAUUCAUGUCGAAUCAACUGAAAAAGCAUAUGCUGAAUAUAGACAGAAGUUCGUGACAGGAUCACAAACAUUUAUUAAUAAUAAUUUAAUAGGUAUUAAAUAAUUUAAAUAAUUACAAAUUUCGAUUCUCUAGACCUUUGAAUCAUCAGGUAUUAAUUAACAAAAACUCGAUUUCAAUGGACAUAAUUUCAUGUAACUAUUUCAAUGUACAGAAAUACAUAAGUUAGCCAAGUUCAUAUCCA
Vollenhovia emeryi is the source of this 4241-nucleotide messenger RNA. Its product is annotated as protein MMS22-like. The coding region runs from base 594 to 4055 and encodes 1153 amino acids. NCBI's taxonomy places the organism in Eukaryota, Metazoa, Arthropoda, Insecta, Hymenoptera, Formicidae. The transcript has 20 exons. The record is from RefSeq and is a predicted model, not a curated record. Gene Ontology annotation, biological process: replication fork processing; double-strand break repair via homologous recombination. Gene Ontology annotation, cellular component: nuclear replication fork.